Centropristis striata (black sea bass) is the source of this 2229-nucleotide messenger RNA. RefSeq names its product RNA binding motif protein 4.1 (gene rbm4.1). NCBI's taxonomy places the organism in Eukaryota, Metazoa, Chordata, Actinopteri, Perciformes, Serranidae. Gene Ontology annotation, cellular component: cytosol. The transcript has 3 exons. Gene Ontology annotation, molecular function: zinc ion binding; mRNA binding. The coding region runs from base 161 to 1426 and encodes 421 amino acids. The record is from RefSeq and is a predicted model, not a curated record.
CUAGCACAGUUAGCUGUGUGUCUGUUCGCCGUGCCAUGGUGUUGGCCUGGUCACGAGGUGCUAGCUUAGCUAAUGCUAGUCGGUAGAGCAGCAGUCGCCAUUUCAUUCACCGAGGGACCAGAACCACUGCAGCUUUAUACAGUAACGUGGAAGCUCCACAAUGGUGAAAAUCUUCAUCGGGAACUUGUCACCAGACACUACAUCAGAUGAACUCCGCUCUCUCUUCUCCCAAUAUGGCAAGAUUGGAGAAUGCAGUAUUGUCAAGAACUUUGGCUUUGUGCACAUGGAUAACAAAGCGGAGGCGGAAGAAGCCAUCAGUAACCUCCACCACUAUGAGCUAAAUGGCCAGCCUAUGAACGUAGAAUUAAGCCGGGGCAAGUCAAAAGGAUCCACUAAACUACAUGUUGGCAACAUUGCCUGCACCAACCAGGAGCUGAGGGCCAAGUUUGAAGAGUUUGGCUCUGUAUUGGAGUGUGACAUAGUAAAAAAUUAUGCAUUUGUUCACAUGGAUCGAAUGGAGGAUGCCAUGGAGGCCAUUAAUCAGUUAGACAACACUGCUUUUAAAGGCAAACUGAUGAGCGUGAAGCUUUCGACUAGCCGCCUGCGUACUGCGCCGGGAAUGGGAGACAGAUCGGGUUGUUAUCGUUGCGGGCAAGAAGGCCACUGGUCCAAAGAAUGCCCUCUAGACCAAAAUGGCUACCACAGAAACGGCUCAGAGCCAAACUCUGAUGGAUACGAAGCAUCGAGAUUUGACGGGCGUGCUCGCAACAGGGCUUAUCAUCCAGACUUCAGUGGCGAGCCAGAUUACGGUGGCGGCUACGCUCCUGUACAUGGUUUUUCCCGGGGUUCUGGUCACAGCAGCAGCAUGGCAGGGUACAGAAGGGGUUCGGGCUAUGAGAGUUCGAUGAGAUACGGGCCGCACCCAGGUUACGGCAUAAGCGCUGCUGCAGAACAUAGCAUGGCUCGGAUGUAUGGCAGUGAGGCGGCAUACAGGAGCAACGGCUCGCUCUAUGGCGCGGUACCACCCUACCCGAUGCGACGGUCGCCUUAUGAGGAAAGGGAUCCGUAUGGGGUGGUGGACUACUACGAGAAGUACAGGGCCAAUUCUUACGGAGGCAGUUAUUUCGAGGAACGUCGCGCCGCCCCCUUGCCUGCUCCAUCAGCAUCCUCCUCCACAGCUUUAAUGAGGGAGCGUCUGCCGCCCUCUAGCCUCGACCCAUACGAGUGCCCUCCCCUCCCUCCUCCUCCAGCCCCAGUCUCCUCAUACUAUGCACGUGACCGGAGUCCGAUUCGGAGAGUUCCUGUCGAGGCAGAUGGAUACGCAUAUGAGCGCUCGCGCCUUUCCCCGGUGCCCCCCCUGCCAAGAAGUUCUACCUAUGAACAUCCGCGGGAUCCGGGCGCUGAUCGGGCACGAUAUACAUAUUAACCCUUGUUCUUUACAGCCAGGUUAAAGCUGUCUGACAUUUAGAGGAUAGGAUAGCCUAAGUGCCAUUGGAAUCACAGAAAAUGAAACAAACGUUAUAUCUUAAUGGUAAUAUCAAAGGCAAGAGUCAGCCCUCUGUGUAUGGAGGCGUUUGGGUAGUCAGAAAACGGUUACUGUAACGCUUCCCAACUAUAAUAGCCAAUGAGUAGAUUUCAGUCUGAUUGGUUGAAUGCCCUCACAUGCUAUGAUCUCAUUCCAGGUAUUUCAAAAAGCAUUACAACUAAUGCUCAGCUGACCACGUUUCAUUGUCCUAUUUACAUGUUGUGCUAUUGGUGAUAUUGGGUUUUUCUGCAGCCUGAUUGACAUCUAUUCAUGAGACUGUAAGAACUGAAUUGUUGCCCCUUUGAAAGUAGCUAUAUGUUUCUAUACUAUUUAGACUCAGUUCAUUGAAAAAAGAUUAGUGCAUGGUGCAUGUUUUAAAGGUGAGUCUUAGUCACAUUCAGUAAAUUUAAUAUUUUUCCAGCAGCAUCUAAUGUGUUACUAUGUGCAUUUUAGUGUGUUUGUGUAAGUCCAUGUUGUUACUGCAUAUGUAAGCAAUGGCAAAACAAAUCUCAAUGCUGUAUGCUUCAUCACAAACAUUGUUUAACCUGUGAGCUUGUCACACCUGUACUUAAUCUGGACCUUCAUCUUCACAUCUUGAACAUAUGUUGGAGUUUUAUCAAGAAAAUGAUCUUUAUUGCCUUUGCUGUCUGUCUUGCUUUCUAACAAUGAGGUUAAAAUUAAAAUCUGUUUGUCUAAAGUCUGAA